AUGAAGAUGCGAUUAAAACUCGCAGCUCUGUGUUGUGCGCAGCCCACAGUUGGAGUAUCAACAAUAGGAUUUGGCGAUUUGGUGCCUCUCCAGCAAGGAUCAGCCCUUCAACUUCAACCCUUUUAUGUCAUCUUCACAUUGCUCUUCGUCCUUCUGGGACUAGCAGUCUUUUCGGCAUGUGUGAAUUUACUGGUAUUAGGGUUCAUGGCUCCAAACGCUGAUGUAGUGACGGCAGCGAUUAGAGAACCACAAAGCACCAUUGUAUUCGAACGAUUUGCAAGGUCAGGAAUCCUUCUUUUUGUUUUGCUUCUUAGGGAGUGCCUGAGCAAUCAACUGCUGCGAUGGAUACGAGAACGAAUCCCUGUAGACGAUCCAAUACGAAUCAAAUCACUCUCGAAUUACAAGGAGAUGCAAAGCCUUGGAAAAGGCAGAUUCGGUGAGGUUGUUAAGUACCUAAACACCUCGAAAAUGGUUCACGAGACGGUAAAACGCGUGCCAGUGAAGUUGUUUGACCACUGGAGUCAAUCCGACUAUCGUAUUUCACAGAAAUUCGGUGUCUCCUUGAAUGUGUCGCAAAUUCGUCCCGAGGGAAUGGAAGGUCGUGAGCUGAGCAUCGAAGGUGAACAGGAGCCAAACGAGAACAGUGUUUUGGAAAAGUGA
This is a messenger RNA of Ostertagia ostertagi, 660 nucleotides long. The record is from the annotation of a GenBank genome assembly. Lineage: Eukaryota; Metazoa; Nematoda; Chromadorea; Rhabditida; Trichostrongylidae.